AUGGCUAAUUGGCAACUGGGAGCUGGAAUGCUUGCCUUGGGCCUAAACUGGUGGCAUACUCUACUUGCUACCUUGGUAGGUCACAUCGUCGCCGCCGGGCUUGUCGUCCUCGUCAGCUAUCCUGGUCUUGAAUACCACAUCUCCUUUCCUGUAGCCUCUCGAAUUGGCUGGGGUUUUUUCGGAGCCGUCUUUGUCGUGCUCAACCGCAUCGUUCUUUCGGUCAUCUGGUUCGGCGUUCAAUCAUGGAUGGGAGGCUUGGUCACUUACGUCUGCCUCAGGGCUAUAUGGCCCAGUAUUGACAAUAUCCCCAACACGAUCCCAGCAAGUACCGGGAUGAACUUGCCUCAAUUUGUCGGCUUUAUAGUCUUCUUCGUCAUUCAGUUUCCGUGCCUCUUCCUUACACCCAAGACUCUCCGAUGGCUCCUGCAGAUUGGAUCUUGGACCGGCUUCGUUGUUCAGCUCGUGCUUGUGGCAUGGGCAUGCUCAACAAUGGGCUCUGGUGGGUUCGGUUCGGUUCUUUCGUCGGCACGCGCCUCCUCGCUUUCCAGUAAGCAGCUCGGCUGGCUCUUUGUCUACGCCAUGUCCUUGACAAUGUCGAGUAUCACGAGCGGUACCCUGAGCGUAUGUGACUACACUCGCUUUGCCAAGCGGCCUUCAUCAGGAACGUGGCCUCAGCUCGCCGGUUUUUUUCCAGCGUGGAUCUCCAACCUCUUUGGAGUUUUGACCGUUGCUGCGACCCAGAACCGAUUUGGUGCAGAGCUUUGGAGCCCCGCGGGGCUGUUGAUGGCCAUGCAGCAAGCCAAUCCGACCUCGGCCACUCGUGCAGCUGUUUUCUUUGCGGCAUUCGGAAUGGGCAUCUCACAGCUUUCCCUUAACAUCAUUGGAAACUCUUUCUCUGGUGGUACUGACAUGGCGGCUCUGUUGCCACGCUUUAUCAACAUCCGCCGAGGCCAGAUCCUCACCGCUAUCUUGGGACUGGCCAUUAACCCUUGGUACCUCCUUAGCGGGGCUACUGUAUUUCUGAGCACCAUGUCAUCUUACACCGUGUUUCUGCAGCCGUUUCUUGGCAUCCUCGUCGGGCAUUAUCUCGUCAUACAGAAGCGCAAGCUUCGUGUGAUUGAUCUGUAUCGUCUAGGAUCCGAUUCAAUCUACUUCUACAGCUUUGGAAUCAACUACCGAGCUGUAAUCGCGUGGAUUGCGGGGAUGGCGCCUCAUGUGCCUGGAUUCCUCAGCGUAGUUAACCCGCAUAUCAAGGUCUCAGAAGGUGCUAUGUACAUGUAUUAUUUGAACUCGCUUACCGGAUUCGUUUUUGCCUUUGCCGUCACGAUUCUGUUGGACUUCAUCUCUCCAGUUACCCAGCAAAAAGAAUUCAUUUCCUCCGUAACGAGGAACGAGGCGAUGAAGGAAUACGAGGAAAACCACGACCCGCUUGUUAUCAAUGCGACAUCAGUAAUGAAGCGUGAGGAGUGCGAACCGCAGUCAAAUCUACCUUGCUCGAAAGAGCUCGUCUAG
Thyridium curvatum is the source of this 1512-nucleotide messenger RNA. RefSeq lists its product as uncharacterized. Gene Ontology annotation, biological process: nucleobase transport; transmembrane transport. Gene Ontology annotation, molecular function: nucleobase transmembrane transporter activity. The record is from RefSeq and is a predicted model, not a curated record. Gene Ontology annotation, cellular component: plasma membrane. The coding region runs from base 1 to 1512 and encodes 503 amino acids. The transcript is spliced from 5 exons. Lineage: Eukaryota; Fungi; Ascomycota; Sordariomycetes; Thyridiales; Thyridiaceae.